CCCCGCGCACAGCUUCUGCUCCGGCGGGACCCAGGCUGGACCGCGGGCCCCGGCCUGGGGGCCAUAGCUGCCACCGCCGCCACCUCGUCUCCUCCCCGUCCCCGCCCCGCCCCGCGUCUCCUCGCCUCACUCGGGCCCGCGGCCGGGGUCCGUCCCCGCCGCCCCACCCCGCGCGGAUGCCGAAGGUGAAGGCGCUGCAGUGCGCUCUGGCGCUGGAGAUCCGCUCCGUAACUUGUCCAGGAGUGGUGCUGAAAGACAAGGAGGACAUCUAUCUUAGCAUCUGUGUGUUUGGCCAAUACAAAAAGACACAAUGUGUCCCAGCCAAUUUUCCACUGGUCUUCAAUGCCAGAAUGGUGUUUGAAAAGGUGUUCCCUGAAGCAGUAGACCCUGGAGAUGUGGUUGCACAGCUUGAAUAUGAUACUGCAUUGUUUGAGUUGAUUCAACUAGUUCCACCAGUGGGUGAAACACUGUCUACAUAUGAUGAAAAUACACGAGAUUUCAUGUUCCCGGGUCCAAACCAAAUUUCUGGACACCAUGAUUCAAACCGCCAGGUUACCAUGAGGAAGAUUUCUGGCCUUCGAGGAAUUGCUCCAAAGCUGGAAUUUUCUACGACCUCAGUGAUAACUGAAUGUCUGAUAAGCUCGAGGAAGUGCCGCACUCAGGAUAAAUUUAUUUACCAUACGGCUCCAGUUGAAAAAUCACACGGCAGACUGCAAAGCAGAACAUCAAGAUCACAGAAGAAAAAAUCCAAGUCACCUGAGAGAAAUAAAUAUUGCAUAAAUGCAAAAAACUACGAACAGCCUACAAUUUCUUCAAAAUCACACUCUCCAUCUCCCUACACAAAAAGACGCAUGUGUGAGCUAUCUGAAGACACCAGGCGGCGGCUGGCCCAUUUAAAUCUGGGACCCUAUGAAUUCAAAAAAGAAACAGAUAAACCUCCAUUUGUGAUUAGACAUGUCGACCCUCCAAGUCCCAGGGCCGAUGCUUUAUUUGGUUCUUCGGGCAGAGACUGUGAAAGAGAUGGAUGGUCCAGGAUGCACAAUGAUCAUUCUCAUCUUGGUUGCUACCGACCCAAGGAUUAUAAGGUUAUCAGGACACCCCAUGGGAGAGACUACGAUGACUCCUUGGAAAGGUGUGAUGAGUAUUUAAGCUCAAGGUCAUGUAGCAAGCCCCAGAAUUCAGCAAGGACCCUACUAGUCCAUUCAGCACCCUCAACAAUGCCGAAGCAUUCUCCAAGUCCUGUGCUUAAUCGAGCUUCUCUCAGGGAAAGAUUCCAUUCUGAUUGGUGUUCACCUUCAAACUGUGAUGAGAUCCAUGACCGGGUAAAAAAUGUCUUGAAAUCACAUCAGGCUCAUCAAAGACGUUUAUAUGAUGAGAGAGACCCAGAGAAAGAAGAUGAACUGGAGCUGAAAAGAGGUCUUUUAUACAGAGACUCUGCCUAUGACAGUGACCCAGAGUAUAGCUCAUUUCAGCGGCCACAUGACACUCUCCAUUUGGAUGAUGGUGAAUACUGGUCCAACAGGGCAGCGUCUUAUAAAGGAAAAUCCCACCGACCCCUCUUUGAGAACAGCAUGGACAAGAUAUACAGGAACUUAUACAAAAAGGCCUGUAGUUCUGUUUCUCACACCCAGGAAAGCUUCUGAGACCAUCCAUGAUAAACUAUAUGGGUGUCUGUGUCAACUUCUCAAUGAAAACGUUUGAUGUGAUCAAUAUCUGUAUUCUUUUUUUUUUUUUAAGGUGGUUCUGAGUACAGUAGUUAGAUGUGAGUAAGUUCAUUACUUCAGUUGGUAAAUGAUUGUAGGCAAUCCUUUUCUUCAUCAUAGAAGAGAGUGCUGUGUCCCAAAAGUCAAAGCUCCACACUGCAUCACAACUUCCAGUCUGGUUAUGAGAAAAGGCUGUUUUGCCCCGUAACCUCCUGUCUCCACCCACACAUCCAAGAAUAGAUUCUCUCUGGAAAUGCUCUCCUGCCUUAAUCACCUUAUGAUUUUAUUUUCAUCUGUUUGAUUAGUUAUCUUGUCUAAGAUUAAUAUUAACUCCCUUUUCUUGAUAAUGACCAAAAUGAUAUACUGUAUAGAAGUGAAAUGAAUUUCCUGAGUUUAAACAUCAUUUUAACUAGUAUUUUUUAUUUACUUCUCCCUGCAGAAAAUUUAUACUUCUUAGCUAAUAAGAAAUAACUUUAUUUUUAAAGUUUAUACAAUCAUUCACUUCCUCUUCUCUAAAACAAGUACCUAAGUUACCUACAAUAUAUAACAGUUAGCUAGAAAUAGCAGUGGCCAUGUGUGACCCAAAGUGUGAAUAACUGAUUUUUAAAGAUAGAAUUCUUUGCAUGAUUUUCACUUAAGGCCAUAUCUUGUGGUGCAACCAGAAUCAGAAGAUAGCUUUUGUUAGUAAGCAAGUAGAGACUCAGAAAAAAUAAAGGGAUUUUGUUGUAAUUUUAAACUCUUUAGAGUUGUCAUAGGUACCAAAUGGCCCAAGAAAGUAGUAUCCUUAGUUAGAGCACACUUGGGACCAUAAAUAGGAUUAAAACAUUAUACAGAGUACUUUGUACUGGCAAGUCUGGUAGUUGAUAAAAUUAUCCCCCAUAGACACACCUAUGAGACCAGUGAAUCUUUGAAGAUAUGAAGAAAUUGGUCACCUCAUAUUUGCCAGAGUCAGUGGAGGGAAAGCAGAGGAUAGGAAAUAAGUGAACUUGGCUUACAGGCUUGGAGAGUGGACUACGAGGUACUGUUUUCUCAUUGGCUGCACCUUUGGUUCAUUCUAUAGUUACGAUUAAAAAAAAUUAACAUGUGAAAUUGGGUGACUUGCUUUUGUAUUAGGAGAAAAUAUAUAAUACUUGCUAUCUAAUAAUGGGAUAUUUAAACUUCAUGUUAAGAGUGUUCUGGUAUAGCAACCUGUGAUGUAGGAAAGUGUAUCAGAGAAAGGGGCCAGGCAGUCUAGGCUUUAGCUCCAUCCUGCCGUUCUGUAGCUGAGUCUCUUCAAUUCUCUGUCCCUAGUUUCGUCAGCCUAUCAAAUGAGAAUGGAGUGGAUCAGCUUUUCCUGAACUGUGUUCUGUGCACUUGUUCUAAGAGAUGGAUAUAGGAAUGUAGAUACAGGUAUUUCCUUGGUCAUAUAAGUUGAAGAAAAUCUUUGCACUGUAUUCACACUCUCCGACUGAGAGAACCAUAGGUAGGAUGGCAGAAAUGAAAGACAGUGCUAUUGAUGCUGAAACAUCAAUCCACAGCAGUUCUAAACUGGAGCUGUCCGAGCAAACUAGUUUGUAUGGUCGAUAUAGUCAACACUAGCAUGUUAGAAGCUCUGAGAAAUCCUGGCAUAAGCCUGUUUAUGCGGGCCCAGAAUUUCCUAAAUUAAAUUGAGUGUGUAGCAGUGUCUGUCAUUAUGGCCAUCUUUCUCCUCCAAUUCUGCGUCCUUAGCUCCCCACACUCCCUUUCAAAAGUGCCAUCCUCAGCCUACAUGUGGACGCCAGUUGGGGAAAUGGCACACUACACAAUCACUGAGUUAACCCUCUGGCUGUAAGUUGUAUGAUGAUGUUUUGUACAAUGAGCUUUUGAAGGUCAACACUGAAUAAUGCAUUAAAAAU
This is a messenger RNA of Herpailurus yagouaroundi (jaguarundi), 3577 nucleotides long. It is a transcript of the gene SPATA6, whose product is annotated as spermatogenesis associated 6. The transcript has 13 exons. Bases 177 to 1643 code for a protein of 488 amino acids. Gene Ontology annotation, biological process: motile cilium assembly; spermatogenesis. Gene Ontology annotation, molecular function: myosin light chain binding. NCBI's taxonomy places the organism in Eukaryota, Metazoa, Chordata, Mammalia, Carnivora, Felidae. The record is from RefSeq and is a predicted model, not a curated record. Gene Ontology annotation, cellular component: sperm head-tail coupling apparatus.